UGAGAGAGAGGAGGGUGUGGGCCAUUUUUCCUCACCUUAUUCUCCUCUCUUUCUCUUUAUUGUCGCGCUUUCUUUCCCUCUGGCUCUGUACCACUCCGUCCAUCUCUGAAGUGUGAGCGAGUGAGCAGCUCAAGGAGUCCUCAGCUGUAUGAGGUGAUCAAGUGAGGGAAGGAAGGAAGGAAUGAGUGAGUGAACUGGGAUAAUCAGGGGUCACCAAAGCAAUGGAGUGCUUCAACAACGUACUCCUCAAACUGCGGGAGAUCCACGAGCGAGAAGUGGAGGGUUGGCAGGGGAAAAUCCAAGAGCUGUCCAACAAAAAGGGCUGUGAUACAAAGCGCAUGGAGGAACUGUUCACCAAAAAUCAGCAGAUGAAAGAACAGCAGAGACUACUCAUCGAGAACAUCAAGACACUGGAAAACAGGCUGAGGGCGGGGCUGUGUGACAGAUGUACAGUAACUCAGGAGGUGGCCAAGAGAAGACAGAUGGAAUUUGAAGCCUCGCAGAUACAAAGCCUCCAGCACAUCUCUCUACUAGCGGGGGAGAUGACCAACAUGAAAAAGGAGAACAAGAGACUUAGAGAUGAGCUCAGGAAUUUAAGAGCAGCACUUGACAGAGCUCACAGUGACCACUCCUCCAAUAGGAGCAACACCCCAGACAUCAAACCAACCAGCCCCCCUGACUAUUCCCCCUCCUCUGGACCUGACGCCCUCCUCGCUAUGGGGACCAGCAGCGCCGGUAACCAGCCAGCAGGUGUCAAUGUUGCAUUGAAAACUGAGGCCAACCAAAGACCUGAAGAAAGUGUACACAGACAAUUGAGAGGGAUGAACGGAAGCCAAUUUGAGUCAUACAAGCCUCUUCCCUGGAAGACGGAACAAAAUGUAACCUUUGUCAUGGAGAGAAGAGCUCAGAAUGUUGAGGAACUGGAUCAGCGAUCCUCUAUCCCUCCUCAAGCUCUCCUCAAGAACUUUUAUUCCUUAGCGGGUGGAGAAGGGACCCCCACUAGACAUGUGGUCCAUGCCCCUGUCCCCUGCCGUCCUCAACCAACCAGGAGCAGCCCUGCUACUGUGCCCUGGCCCUUUUCUGAAUCCUCUGACUUGGUUACUCCAGCUGCUCCAGCGACCAGUCCGGUGGCGCAACCUUCUUCCAAACCUUACCUGCCAUGCUCUCCCAACCUGAUUCCAACUAGCCAACAUGCCAGCUCUAGAAGUCAGGUUUCUGCAUCUCCCUGGCGCAAGCAGAGCACCCCUCAACCCCCUGCCAAAGAGCCAACUGUGGUAUUCAGGUUGAGAAGUCUGACAGAACGAGAUGUAGAGUGUCAAACUAAGCCCAAGGAGAAAAAGGACAUCUCACCAAUGAAGACCGAGAGGGUCUCUGGAGAUAUUAAAGAGGCGUUUGAUGGGCCUCUGGACCUAUCGGAUCAUGGAAAGUCCAAAUCCAGCCAAAUGCCAACAGAUGAUUCACCCUUAGCCCUACAAACUGGAGAGAGAUUACAAAGCUGCCCUGACAAGGACGGGAAGGAAAAUCCACUCAGACCAGUAUCAUCACCGUCUCCUAUCGUCCUUCCCUCAGGCCCCUCUAUCCCACCAGUCAAUCAACCAGAGGAAGGGUCUGCCAGUGACCGUAACUUCAAGCAGGUAAUCAAAGAUUUGGAGCAGAAAAAGGAGGAAAAAGGAAAGACAGACCAAAACGUGAAUGGAAAGAAGGUGCCUGUCCUUACUAUAUCAUUACGCCCAGUAGUGGCGCUGGAGACUCUGAAUUCUGCUCUACAGAAAUCCUUACUAUCACAUGGCAAGUCAUCGUCGUCAGCAGCUGAGCCGAGAAGCAGCUCAGAUGAGCAGGACGAGGACGAGAGUGUGUCAGGACAAGAAAACAGCCAGGGCUGCAAGAGAAAGAGGGCAUCUGUGGAGACAGAAACCGACAGAGACUCGGAAACAGACCACAUCCAGCUGGGGAGGAAGAUCCAGAUCACUUUGAGAGCUGAGGGGAAGAGCCCCAGCUAAAGAUAUCACAUUGUGAUCUCACGUGAACCUGGAUCCACCGACUGUUUUUGCCCACUUGGGGGACAACGCAACACUCACAUAUUACUUUGUGUUUGAUCUUUAAGUUGAUUAGCAAACAUCGUAGUAUUUACACCACCAAACAUGGAGCAACCUUUAUUCAUUUGCAUUAGGAGUUGGGUUUCUGGCAACCUGAAGAAUGUAAGUCCAAUAUUUACUCUUGUGUUAGCUCGGUUUUGCUUUCCACCAACUCUCUGAGGGAAAUGUCUGGCUCUGUUGGUGCCGGGCAUGAGUGGGGUUUAAGACCUUUUUUUGUUGAACUGCGCUGCCUGCUGUAGCUGAAAAGGAAACUGAUAAGAGUGCUACGACAAAAAAGUUAAGUUCUGGGGCAUAAAAUCAAAACAACUGAAAACA
Messenger RNA from Etheostoma cragini (Arkansas darter), 2411 nucleotides. RefSeq names its product retinoblastoma binding protein 8-like (gene rbbp8nl). The record is from RefSeq and is a predicted model, not a curated record. The transcript has 15 exons. Gene Ontology annotation, biological process: double-strand break repair via homologous recombination; DNA double-strand break processing involved in repair via single-strand annealing. The coding region runs from base 222 to 2000 and encodes 592 amino acids. Lineage: Eukaryota; Metazoa; Chordata; Actinopteri; Perciformes; Percidae. Gene Ontology annotation, cellular component: site of double-strand break. Gene Ontology annotation, molecular function: double-stranded DNA binding; single-stranded DNA binding; flap-structured DNA binding.